GGAAGCUCGAUUCAAAAGUAAAAUCAUUCUCCCUGAUAGGCACUCUACCUAUACUGGGAGUGGUCAACUCGCUACAGAUUCUCAUGCCACCAAAAGGCACACUUGAGUCUUCAUCUUGGGCGGUACCAAAAGACGACUCAGAUCUGUCGGAGAAUGUGCCGGUUAGAAAGGGCUCGGAUCCCAUUGUGCUGAUAGUGGGAGUAGGCCAGGAGCCUCGGUUGGGUCGGUGGUUGGUCUUGAAAGGAGAUGGAAUAGUUAAUCACACCCAAGUAAUGACUCUGUAUCCGCGGACAUCGUCUUGAUUAACAUAUCAUAUCUUACCUUGGUGAUCAUUGUUACACAAGCUGCUGG
Messenger RNA from Serpula lacrymans var. lacrymans S7.9, 351 nucleotides. RefSeq lists its product as uncharacterized. The annotation marks the transcript as partial. Lineage: Eukaryota; Fungi; Basidiomycota; Agaricomycetes; Boletales; Serpulaceae. The transcript has a single exon. Gene Ontology annotation, molecular function: protein binding. The record is from RefSeq and is a predicted model, not a curated record.